AUGGCGUCUUGUGACGACGACUUCUCUCUCCUCGGUGAUGACAACGCCAGCCAAUCAAACCCUAACCCUAAUCUCCACCAGCACAACCAACCCUAUGGCCACCGAUAUCCAACAAAAUCCACUCCGAUCCACGCGCCACCGAAUUUCGCUUCCAUAGCAGCCGUUGCCGCCGCUGUUGUGGCCAGCGCCGGAAGUCCCAAGGGAAUUUCCGCCGAGGACGACGUCGUUUCUGCUGAAAACGAUGACUACAGCGACGGUGGUGCAAUUUAUUCGCAACCUGACCUCAAAAACAACACAUCGUCGUUUCACGGUGUCCAUAUAAGCCCUUACUCCACAGAAACUGACUCAAAUCCGAAUCAGGCUAGGGUUAAUCCCUCCAAUGAUAAACGCACGGACAGAGACGAUCUCAGUGAUGGUGGAACAACGCCGUAUUCUUACAAGAAAUCAAAACUCAGCUCAUCUGCCGCGCAUGGCGGUGGAAGUGGUGGCUCCACCGGUGGUGGCGAAUAUAGAAAAGAUAGAGAAGAAUGGAGUGAUACAGCGAUAGCUUGUUUACUUGAUGCUUAUACGGAGAAGUUUAUGCAGUUAAAUAAGGGGAAUUUGAGAGGGAGGGAUUGGGAGGAGGUGGCGGCCAUAGUGAGCGAGAGGUGUGAGAAGCAAAUGAAGAGCGUGGAGCAGUGUAAGAACAAGGUGGAUAAUUUGAAGAAAAGGUAUAAGUUGGAGAGACAUCGGAUGAGUAAUGGCGGCGUUUCGGCGAGUCAUUGGCCUUGGUUUAAACAAAUGGAGCAGAUUGUUGGCAAUUCAUUGCCGGUGAAGAAUGUGGCAGAUGAGGAAAAGGCGAUUGUGGUUGUGGAACAGAGCAAUUCAAGUAGACAGUUGAAGAGAUAUGGAACAACACCCCCCAGCUCCAGUGGCCAGAUUAAUAACAUGAAGUCAAAAUCAUUGACAAGUCCUAAAUGGAGGAGAGUGGUUUUCAAAAUUAGUGGUGCUGCUCUAACUGGAACUGGUCCUCAUAGUAUCGACCCAAAGGUGGCAAUGCUGAUUGCAAGAGAAGUUUCCAUGGCUUGCCGGGUUGGUGUUGAGGUAGCAAUAGUUGUCGGUGGUCGUAAUUUCUUUUGCGGGGACACAUGGGUAACAGCAACUGGGUUAGACAGAUGUACUGCGUAUCAGAUUGGCAUGAUGGCAACUGUGAUGAAUUCUAUUCUGCUUCAGUCAGCUUUAGAAAAGAUGGGUAUUCAGACACGUGUGCAAUCUGCUUUUUCUAUGGCAGAGGUUGCUGAACCGUAUAGUAGGCAACGGGCGAUCCGGCAUCUUGAAAAAGGAAGGGUUGUAAUUUUUGGUGGUAUUGGAGCUGGCACCGGAAAUCCACUCUUCUCUACUGAUACAGCUGCAGCUCUUAGAGCUUCAGAGAUUCAUGCUGAUGCAGUCCUGAAAGGUACCAAUAUAGAUGGCGUCGUCGUCUGUGACUCCAGAAAUAAUGAUGUUGCUGCUGAGCACAUUUCCUUCAGGGAGUUGGCUUCUAGAGGUGCUUCUCCAAUGGAUAUGAUGGCUGUAACAUUCUGUGAGGAGAAUGGAAUUCCUGUCGUGAUUUUUAAUCUUCAUGAGCCUGGAAACAUAUCAAGAGCAUUAUGUGGAGAACAAGUUGGUACGCUAAUUGAUCAAACAGGAAGAGUUAGCUAA
This is a messenger RNA of Ilex paraguariensis (yerba mate), 1680 nucleotides long. Lineage: Eukaryota; Viridiplantae; Streptophyta; Magnoliopsida; Aquifoliales; Aquifoliaceae. The record is from the annotation of a GenBank genome assembly.